Molecule: messenger RNA, 1141 nt
Organism: Diachasmimorpha longicaudata
Lineage: Eukaryota; Metazoa; Arthropoda; Insecta; Hymenoptera; Braconidae
Gene: Hacd1
Product: very-long-chain (3R)-3-hydroxyacyl-CoA dehydratase 2
Exons: 6
Coding region: 369-1085 (238 amino acids)
Biological process (GO): fatty acid elongation; very long-chain fatty acid biosynthetic process; sphingolipid biosynthetic process
Cellular component (GO): endoplasmic reticulum membrane
Molecular function (GO): 3-hydroxyacyl-CoA dehydratase activity
Source: RefSeq, a predicted model, not a curated record
AGUUUAAUAGAUUCAAAAUAGACAGAAAUCUUCAUCUGACCUUGAAGUGGACGUCCAGGUGAUCAUCUCCACGUCUGUGGAUUUGUUCACUGGACAAAAGUAAUUAGAAACUUCUGCAAUAAAUUUAAGUAUGAUAAAUAAAAUAAUGAGGGUUUGAUAAAAAAACAUUUACGUUCUUGUUCUUGAAAUAUAUUAAUUUUCUACGAAAACGAGAAACUUAGAAAACAGUUGGAACCGGUUUUCCUUCCAUUUCUCCUCAACCUUCCCUCGCCCCUGUUGUCCUCUGGACUAUGCUCAUCACCUAGCAAAAGUGCUGAACGUACGAGAGUCGAUUGGAGCUCACUGAACACUCGAUUUUGCUCCUAAUCAUGACAGGUAAGGGUGACAAAACGAAAAGGGGACCUGGUACCAUUGGAAAAACUUAUCUCAUUGGGUACAAUGCAGCACUUGUUGUGGGUUGGAGUUAUGUAUUGUGCUUACUAAUGAGAUUCUACUUCACUGACGACUUCAAAGGUCAAAGUUUGUGGGACGUUGAAUACAACUCACUCAUGUUAUUCCAAAAUGCUGCAGUUUUGGAGAUUUUUCAUGCAGCUGUUGGUUUAGUCCGUUCAAACGUCGUGAUCACGACGUUUCAAGUAUUAAGCCGAGUCAUGGUGGUGUGUGGUGUACUGCUGGCAACACCAGCGAGUGCCGCUGCUGCUUCCGCUGGUUUACCAAUAGCACUUUUUGCUUGGUCAGUCACCGAAAUUAUUCGAUACGGAUAUUACUUUGCGAAUCUCGUCGGCUUUGUUCCACAUUUGCUUGUGUGGCUCAGGUACACGACGUUCAUUGCUCUCUACCCCAUCGGAGUCACUGGAGAGUUGCUAUGCUUCUACGCAGCUCGAUCUUAUGCAGCGAAUCAUCCAGAUCUGUGGAGUUAUGCCCUACCAAAUGCCUGGAACUUUACGUUCAGCUAUCACUACCUUCUAAUUUUUGUAAUGCUUCUCUACAUUCCACUGUUCCCACAGAUGUACCUCCACAUGUUCGCCCAGAGGAAGAAGAUCCUGGGCUCUCCCUCCCCCCAGAAGACGAAAAAAAUUCAGUAAAAAGCCCAUCGCAACCGAUGAAGGAAAGAAUAAAAAGACAUAAUUUUGGACUAAAA